Messenger RNA from Perognathus longimembris pacificus (Pacific pocket mouse), 1751 nucleotides. RefSeq names its product olfactory receptor 2AG1-like. The transcript has a single exon. Bases 130 to 1080 code for a protein of 316 amino acids. The record is from RefSeq and is a predicted model, not a curated record. Lineage: Eukaryota; Metazoa; Chordata; Mammalia; Rodentia; Heteromyidae. Gene Ontology annotation, cellular component: membrane. Gene Ontology annotation, biological process: G protein-coupled receptor signaling pathway. Gene Ontology annotation, molecular function: olfactory receptor activity; G protein-coupled receptor activity.
ACAUUGAGAAAAUCAGAAAGCAUGGGGGAACAGGAUUUCUGUUGGCUACCUGAAUUGGCUUAGUCUAUCUAAAUAUUGACUGAAAUCCCUUAGAAAGACUUUUACUAGAUAUCAGAUUCUACACACAGAAUGGAGCUCUGGAACUCCACCUUGGGAAGCAGCUUCAUCUUGGUGGGCAUUGUGAAUGACAGUGGAUUUCCUGAACUGGUCUGUGCCAUAAUCACAGUCCUGUACAUGGUGGCCCUGACAAGCAAUGGGCUGCUUCUCCUGCUCAUCACAAUGGAUGCGAGGCUCCACGUGCCCAUGUACCUCCUGCUUAGGCAGCUCUCUCUCAUCGACCUUCUCCUCACAUCAAGUAUCACCCCCAAGGCCAUCAUAGAUUUCCUACGUGGAGAUAACACCAUCUCCUUUGGAGGCUGUGCCCUUCAGAUGUUCCUGGAACUGAUUCUGGGUGCAGCAGAGGACCUGCUUCUAGCUUUUAUGGCCUAUGACAGGUACGUGGCCAUUUGUCAUCCUCUCAACUACACGAUCUUUAUGAGUCCAAGAGUCCUUUGGCUCAUGGUGAGCACAUCAUGGAUCCUGGCAUCCUUGAGCGCCCUUGGAUAUACAAUUUACACCAUGCAGUAUCCCUUCUGCAAAUCCCGGUUGGUAAAACAUCUGUUUUGUGAGAUCCCACCCCUGCUGAAGUUGGCUUGUGCAGACACCUCUAGAUAUGAGCUCAUGUUGUAUGUGGGUGGUGUGAUGUUUUUGAUUCCCCCACUUGCUGCCAUUCUGGUCUCCUACACGCUAAUUCUCUUCACUGUGCUCCGCAUGCCCUCAACUGAGGGGAGGAAGAAAGCCCUUGUCACCUGCUCUUCCCACCUGACUGUGGUUGGGCUGUAUUAUGGCCCAGCCUCAUUUAUAUAUGUGCUUCCCAUUUCCUUCCAUAGUCCCAAACAGGACAACAUCCUCUCUGUAUUCUACACUAUUGUCACCCCAGCCCUGAACCCCCUCAUCUACAGCCUCAGAAAUAAAGAAGUGAUGAGAGCCUUGAGGAGAGUCCUUGGGAAAUAUAUUCUGCCUUCUCAUUCCAGGGAUUAGGACCUCCCUCUUACAUUUCCUUCUCCUCGUCAAAUUGCACAUUAAUCUAUCUUGAAUAAUACUGUUUUGUAAAUAUCUCUGAGUGAAGUGAAUCAGACUCUGAAACACAAAGUGCUCAUUUUUUUCUCUCAUGUGUAAGUUAUAUCCUAAAUAUAAACAUAUAUGAACAUAUACUGGUCCUGUGUUGAUAUGUAUAAGCAUGUUGUCCGAAAUAUGGUGUAUGAGGUUUACAAUGGUCUACCUCCUUUGAACAUGUAAUUCGUAGCCUAACAAAUGAAUACCAGGAAGCUACAGUGUGUGCAGUAGUGGCAGUCAAAUAGAGAGAACAAGGGUGUGUGAGUAGUCAUCAUUUCAAUGUACACAUGUGGAAAUGGACCUGUGGUAACUUGAGGGAAUGAGGGAUAUUGGGAAAGAUGGGGGAGAAAGACAAAAGUGAUGACAUUGAUCAAGAUGCAUUUUAAAUUGGUAUGUUGAAUUGGUAAUCUGUAAAAAUACUUAACAUAAUUAAAAUGUUUUAAAAUUAUUUCUUGCUGUAGAUAGUAUGUACAAGUACAUUCUAUUAAAUUGUCUUGGCAUAUAUCACCCUGGUUUUGGAAACCUCAUUCAAAAAAUCAGGAAUACAAAGGUUUUGUUUGUUUGCUUUCUUUUCCUUUUUAAUGUUAUUGCAAAGG